Pangasianodon hypophthalmus (striped catfish) is the source of this 2325-nucleotide messenger RNA. RefSeq names its product galactosylceramidase b (gene galcb). The transcript has 17 exons. The record is from RefSeq and is a predicted model, not a curated record. Gene Ontology annotation, molecular function: galactosylceramidase activity. Gene Ontology annotation, biological process: galactosylceramide catabolic process. NCBI's taxonomy places the organism in Eukaryota, Metazoa, Chordata, Actinopteri, Siluriformes, Pangasiidae. Bases 71 to 2071 code for a protein of 666 amino acids. Gene Ontology annotation, cellular component: lysosome.
UUGUGUCAACCGGGCCCAUUUGCGGAAGUACGAUCAUGUGAUCAGGUGGUUUGUUUGUGGAUGAGAUAGAAUGAGCAGGAAAACAGGCAUUCGUGUGUUUUUAUUCUUUUUGUUAUGUGUCCUUGUUUGUUCAGCUGAUCACAACUACUUUAUAGAUGAUAGUGGUGGAUUUGGACGGACAUUUGAUGGCAUCGGGGGUUUGAGUGGUGGUGGGGCAACAUCUCGGCUACUUGUUAACUAUGCUGAACCAUACAGGAGUCAAAUUCUGGAUUACCUUUUCAAGCCCAACUUUGGAGCUUCCUUACAAAUCCUGAAAGUUGAAAUUGGAGGUGAUGCACAGACAACAGAUGGUACGGAGCCGUCUCACAUGCACUAUCCGAAUGAUGAGAAUUAUUUCAGGGGAUAUGAGUGGUGGCUGAUGAGAGAGGCGAAGAAGAGGAAUCCUAACAUCACGCUGAUAGGCUUGCCGUGGGCGUUUCCUGGAUGGGUGGGCCAUGGGGAAGACUGGCCCUAUCACUUUCCUGAUAUUACUGCUUAUUAUGUCGUGUCCUGGAUUAUCGGAGCGAAGCAAUACCAUGACCUGGACAUUGAUUAUGUUGGGAUAUGGAAUGAAAGGAGUUUUAACAGCAAAUAUAUAAAGAUCCUGCGCUACACUCUGGAUAAGAGCGGUUUGGAGAGAGUCAAAAUCAUCGCCGGUGACAACUUGUGGGAGCCAAUAACUGUUUAUGUCCUUCUGGAUUCUGAACUCAGGAGCGCUGUGGAUGUGCUUGGCGCUCACUAUCCUGGAACAGUCACGGUACCCGAAGCCUUGCUCCUGAAGAAGCAGCUGUGGUCUUCUGAAGACUACAGCACCUUCAACGAUGAUGUGGGAGGAGGCUGCUGGGCGCGAAUCCUCAACCGGAACUACGUUAACGGCAGGAUGACUGCCACUAUUUCCUGGAACCUGGUGGCCAGUUACUAUCAGGAUCUUCCAUUUGGGAGAGACGGGCUGAUGACUGCUCAAGAGCCAUGGAGUGGAAAUUAUGUUGUGGAAUCGCCCAUUUGGAUAACAGCCCACACCACACAGUUUACUCAGCCUGGGUGGAAAUAUCUGCAGACUGUAGGGCACCUGUCGUACGGUGGGACUUACGUAGCUUUGACGGAUCAGAAUGGCAACCUGACUAUAGUAAUAGAGACCAUGACUCAUGAUCACUCUGUGUGCAUACGGCCUCCUCUGCCUCACUAUGACGUCACACCGCAGAAAGCCACCUUCUCAUUAAAGGGAUCGUUUGCCUCAGUUAGUGAACUGCAAGUGUGGCAUUCGAAGUUUGAUUUCGAGACGAAAAAGCCAAUCUUCUUUCAAAAACUGGAUCCUGUAAAGGUAUCUAAUGGGACCUUCAGCUUGGACCUAGAUGUUGAUGAAGUGUACACGGUAACCACCAUCACCACAGGAUAUAAAGGGAGUUAUCCAGAGCCUCCUCCCUCCGCUCCCUUCCCGAAAAAAUAUUCAGACGACUUCAAUGUCAGACACCCGUACUUCUCCGAGGCGCCGCACUUUGCUGAUCAGACCGGAGUGUUUGAAUACUUCAUGAACCUAACGGACACCGGCGCUCACGUUUACACGCUGCGUCAGGUGCUCACGCAGCGGCCAGUCACGUGGGCAGCGGAUGCAGAUCAAACCAUCAGCGUCAUCGGAGAUUAUACCUGGCAGAAUAUAAGCGUCUCCUGUGAAGUGUACAUGGAGAGCAAGUACACAGGAGGUGUGUUUGUGGCAGCGAGAGUGGAUAAAGGAGGAGGAUCGAUCCGGAGCGCACGGGGAAUCUUCUUCUGGGUGUUCGCCGAUGGAACCUACAAAGUCACCAAUGACCUCCGUGGAGAAAGUGUCCUGGCCGAGGGACUGUCCGGAACCCGAGCUCAUGUGUGGUACACUCUGACUCUGACCGUCCAGGGUUAUUUCGUUUCUGGAGAGCUGAACGGCUACGUGCUGUGGAAGGACGCAAUCGUUUUGACACCGAUACACGGAUGGGCGGCUAUCGGCACGAGUACAUUCCAACUGGCUCAGUUUGAUAACUUUGUUGUACAGGCAGAGUAACAACACGGCCUAGUCUUUAUUUCCUGUCUAAUAACGGGAUAUAAUAAUGGGAGGAUUUUUGGGCUUUAAAUACUGAGACUGGAAUUGCACUGAUGUGAUUAACUCACUGGUGAAAUACUUUGUGUGUGUGUGUGUGUGUGUGUGUGUGUGUGUGUGAGAGAGAUGACAUCUGUAAAUUGCACUGAAGUACAUGAUGUCCAUGGGACAUUUUACAAUGAAUGCCUUAAUUAGUAUUAAAAUCUCUUGAAUGUGAA